This is a messenger RNA of Alternaria viburni, 2049 nucleotides long. RefSeq lists its product as uncharacterized. Bases 1 to 2049 code for a protein of 682 amino acids. NCBI's taxonomy places the organism in Eukaryota, Fungi, Ascomycota, Dothideomycetes, Pleosporales, Pleosporaceae. Gene Ontology annotation, biological process: transcription initiation at RNA polymerase I promoter. Gene Ontology annotation, molecular function: RNA polymerase I general transcription initiation factor activity; RNA polymerase I core binding. Gene Ontology annotation, cellular component: nucleus. The record is from RefSeq and is a predicted model, not a curated record. The transcript has a single exon.
AUGGUCGCUCUUGCCACAAUGAACAGGACUCUCGGCACCGCCGCCCCGAGCGCGGGUGGCAGCCUCAAACGCAAGCAAAUCGACAACUCGUCCGACGCCGAGAACGCGACCCCAGACACGCUCAAACGCCGCCGAGUCACUUUCCACCCCGAAGUCAACGUGCGGAUAUUGAGCGAGCACCACGAGAAGAGUCUGGAGCUGGUGGGUGAGGAGGUGCGGCGCGCCAUCGAAAGGCAUGCGACAGGCGACAAGGCGGCCUACGAUGGGCUCAAAGCCCUCUUCAAAGAAGCACCAACGUCCACAGGUGCACCGCUAUCGCGACUUUUGCAAAAGUACCUCAUCGCACUCACCGAACACACGCCAAAACUCGACGGCAACUGCAAGGGCCUGGUGCAUGCCGUCAUCGAUUGCAGUUGGAUAGCGCGUAACGAAGACUUCCUGCGCUCCUACCGAAUGUUCCUGCGCAGGCUGCUUUCAGUGCAGUCGAGCUACAUGUCGACCGUGCUGCAGAUGCUGGUCGACAUGUUCCUGAGUGCGCCUUCCGUCAAUGCCAGGCAGCAGGACGACCCACCGAUCCAAAGAGUCCGCCUACAAGCACGCGUACACGAGACCCUUGUGGACAUAUUACGAUACAGUCCGAUGGCGAGUUCCUUCCUCGCGCCCGUCAUCUCCAGCACCUUCCCCUUCUCCAACGACACCGCAAAGGUCCACGUCGAGUACAUCCGGAACAUCUUCAAGGUUACAGAGUACGCGCCGGAGAUCAGAGGCGAGAUCUUGGCGCUCGUCACGGACAAGCUAUGCAAGAUCGAUGCACAGAUGCAGGUAGACAUGGAAGAGAUUGACGACGACUUGGAGGAGCGACUCAUGGACGGGGCCAUCAACGAUGAGGAAGACGACGACGACGACGACGUGAGCGAUGACGGCUCCGUAUCGAGUGACGAGAGCCUCGACCCGGAAGAGCAGCGACUCAAAGACAUCAAAGACAUGAUGCUCAAGCUCGACACCGUCAUGGACGUGCAAUUUUCCUACUACGACUCCGUUUUCGAACGGAACGACUAUCAAGAGAUGGAUCGCACCUACCAAACCCUCAUCGCGCAGUUCCAGUCCAUCAUCAUCCCGACCUACCGCUCGCGACAUACUCAAUUCGUGCUCUUCCACUUCAGUCAGAUCUCGACAGAAUUCAUGGGGCGGUUCAUAGACACCUGCUCGCACCUGGCUAUAGAUCGGAACCGACCCCCGCUACUACGCUCAGCCGCAUGUGCCUACCUCGCCUCCUACAUCGCGCGCGGCGCGCACGUUCCUGGCUCCAUUGUUCGCGACGUCUUCGACACACUAUGCUCCCAGCUUGAGGACCAGCGAAAAGCACACGAGCCCAAGUGCAUCGGUCCCGACCUACGCCGGUACGGCACAUACUACGCCAUCGUGCAGGCACUGCUAUACGCCUUCUGCUUCCGAUGGCGCGAUCUCAUCGUCACACCCGACGGCACGUUGCCCACCGACGCAGACAUCAUGUACCACGAAGGCGACUUCCAGUGGCACCGGUCGACCCUCGAAACCAUACGCCGCAACAUCUUCUGCAAGCUGAACCCACUCAGAAUCUGCGCACCGGAAAUCGUCAAGCAGUUCGGCCGCAUCGCCAAGCACCUCCGCUUCACAUACAUCGAUACGCUGGUAGAGACAAAUAAGCGUGUACGACUGUCCCGCAGUCUGGCCAGUGGGUACCUCAACGGUAUCGGCGGCCGAGAGACUGCUCUCACAAGCAAGAAGGGCGAGGAGGCCUUCCUCCUGGACGCAUACUUUCCUUUCGAUCCAUACGUGCUCCCACGGAGCAAGCGCUGGGUCGAGCACGACUACGUAGCAUGGCGGCCGGUACCCGGUAUGCCCGUCGAAAGAGACGACGACGAUGAUGAAGAUGAGGAGGAGGACGACGACGACGAAGAUGAUGCUGAUGAUGACAGCGACAGCACAUCAGAAGCGGAAUCCGAGGACGAGGAUGGCGUCGCAAACCCCGACGACCUUGACGACGGUAGUACGGAAGCUAGUCUAUGA